This is a messenger RNA of Chara braunii, 2833 nucleotides long. NCBI's taxonomy places the organism in Eukaryota, Viridiplantae, Streptophyta, Charophyceae, Charales, Characeae. The record is from the annotation of a GenBank genome assembly.
CCAGUCCACAUGCGGGCGCGGGGCUGUCUUUUCUGGCAGGGAAGAAGUUUCCCGUCAUCACGGAAGCGUGGACCACCUCCACCCGCCGACAGACAGAUAGACCGACAGACAGGUGAUCGGGACCGACGGACAGAUAGACCGACAGACAGGUGAUCGGGACCGAGCGCCAUCACGUCGUCCCUGCUGAAGAAGUUGUCUUUGAUCUCCCGCCGAAAGUAAGCGGAGGAAGAGGAGGAAGGAUCCAGCUCAGCGUUGUGGAACUCAAGGAUAUGAUCAUCAGCUUUGGAGGAAUGUUGGAGUUCGCCGUCAUUCGAAAAGCCAUCUCUUUCUUUCUCUGCGGGUUGGCGACGACAUUGGGUGCUUCCAUUGUCUUUUUUGCCAGAGUAGCUAAUCGCGUGCUAUUGGCUGUAUCGUUGGGAGCGUCAGGAGGAGUGAUGCUGUUUAUCUCAUUCUAUGGUCUGCUUUCCAAGACAUCGAUAGACUCUUUUCAGGCUGCUGGCCUGUCAGCCGGUUAUUCGAGGCUUUACGCCCUUGUAUCCUUUUUCUCCGGCAUAAUGCUGUUGAGACUUUUGGAUUGGUCGUUGCAUUGGCUGAGCGAGUUUGCCGCGAGCAACAAGGUUGACUUGCCAGAGUUGGCCGCCAUACAUGGGGAUGAACAUGGCCUGCCUCAGUGGGUGAGGUCGGCGGAAGAUCAAAUCCGUCCCGACAGCGAAUCUUCUUCUUCGGACAGAGAACAGAUGGUGGAGGUUGCAGAUGAGAAGGGUGGCGAUGUCGAGAGAGGAGAAAGCCCGCAAAAGAUGGUCCAGGACAAAAACCAUCACUCAGUCCCUCCAACGAAAGCAAUGUCUACCCUUGCCUCCAAAUCUCCUAGCUCUGUUUGUCUCAUUGCAGAUGCAUCGAAAUGUGAGCAUGACCAAUCAGCGGCCCUUGCGAUGCCGGCGAAUCGCACUCAUCCCGACCAACUCACAAGCCUGAUGCGAACAGGAGCACUUACUGCAGUUGUUCUAGGUCUGCACAAUUUUCCGGAAGGAAUCGCGACUUUUGUUUCUGCACUGCAAGAUGCCAAGUUGGGGGUUACGAUGUGUCUGGCGAUCGCAUUGCAUAACAUACCGGAAGGGGUUUGUGUAGCAAUGCCAGUAUAUUAUGCCACCAAGAGCAAGUGGAAGGGGUUCUUCUGGGCCUUCAUCUCAGGAAUCGCCGAGCCGGUAGGUGCAGUGCUGGCCUAUGCUGUGCUUUCUAAUCACAUGAACGACACGGCUUUUGGAGUUCUAUACGCUGGGAUAGCCGGGGUGAUGGUUGGCAUCGUUCUGUCCGAGCUCCUGCCCGCAGCGAGGAAGUACGACCCUCAAGACAAAGUGGUUACCACGAGUAUCAUCUGUGGUAUGUUGGUGAUGGCCGUGAGUCUCGUUCUCUUCGACCUCCCCUCCUUCUAGAUGCUGUGCUGUUCCUCCGGAAGAGGAAAAUGCUGCGCUGCCUUUAUCUUACCUCCAAAUGACGGACACAUCGAUGGUUUCAGUCUUUGUUUGUUCACGGCUUGUUUCUAGCACAUACAAGCACACAUCGGACCUCCACGUGGUGGAGAUGGUGUUUUCCAUGACCGCUUCAGCUCGCAGCUGCUGUGCCCAGCCAGCUGUCAUGCAAGGGUGGGUUCAGAAUCUCUUUGCUUGGUCUUCAUUUAGCUGGAAGACAUGCUUGUGCUAGGCAACGAGCAUCUAGUAAGGUGCUUGGUACAUCGGGGAAGAGUGAAAAUGCCGCACAAAGUCGUGAUAGGGAGUGCAGCAAUGCCAUGUUCUUCACCGUUUCUUAUGACACCGCUAUUUGUGUUGUCAUUUGCGCGCUUUGUGCUGUGCUGUAGGAGAUCGAACCAUAGCCUAGCUGCAGCUCUUUUCUUUCAAGCCUGUCUCUCCUUCUUAAAGCAUUCCGUUGCUUCAGUCCAGUUGGUGGAUGCUCCUACCCCCUCCUUCCCCGCCCCCUGCACCCCCCCCACCGUUGACAUUCUGUUGCAGUCAAGGCACGCUUAGGGCAUGAACUGACUUCCUGCCCUAACUCUGCUGUGUAGAAAUUGACUCUUCGUCAUUUCUGUAGAUUCGUGUAGAACUUCUUUCGCGUUAAACGGGUUCUUCUCCAGUCGGUGCACUCCCUUUUGCUUUGCCCCACUGCUCUCCCUCUUCCUUGUCCCAUUUCUGCUGGCUACUUUUGUGGGAGUUGAAAUGGGAACAACUUCCGGGUGGUAGGUAAGUAGAAAGUACUAGAAACUGUAGAAUGAAUGUGUCCUUCGGGACAUCCGUUAAAAGUGGAACGAUACAGAGAAAAUUAGCAUGGCCCCUGCGCAAGGAUGACACGCGUAAAUUGAGAAAUGGUCUAUUUUUUUUUAAGGAAAAAAAAAAAAACCUGUAGAAUGAAUCUGAAUGAUGCCAAAAAUCAGUUAUUAAAAGACAAAAUCACCUGGACCACAUUUCGGGUGUUCUCGGUCGCUACUCUGUAGCAUUUGUAAUUUUGUAAUCAAUUCAUCGUCGGUGCCACGUGGAUGUCCUUCUCUCAACGCCGAGGUGAAAGAAGUGGAGGGAAAGGAGGAAGGUAGGUAGGUGGUUGAACCGCUCGUCAUCACAUUGCAUGGCAUGUACGCUUCCCCCAGACAGGAUGAGCCAGGGUUUCACAUCCUCCGCAGACUGCAGCUCUGCUCUGCUUCUUUCGAGUAGUCGUCUGCUGUGGGGAAACGUUUUUUUGUUGGAGAGAUUGUUUUUUUCUGCUCGCUGAAACAAGCAGCUAAUGGAUGCUGUUCCGUUAGCAUCGGCAGUAUGGUGCUGUCAUCUGAUAAAAAGGUCCCAAGCAG